Messenger RNA from Botrytis byssoidea, 2205 nucleotides. RefSeq lists its product as uncharacterized. The coding region runs from base 1 to 2205 and encodes 734 amino acids. Gene Ontology annotation, cellular component: NatA complex; cytoplasm. Lineage: Eukaryota; Fungi; Ascomycota; Leotiomycetes; Helotiales; Sclerotiniaceae. The record is from RefSeq and is a predicted model, not a curated record. Gene Ontology annotation, molecular function: protein binding; protein-N-terminal amino-acid acetyltransferase activity. Gene Ontology annotation, biological process: N-terminal peptidyl-methionine acetylation. The transcript is spliced from 3 exons.
AUGCCACAACCUUUAUCUUCGAAAGAGUCCUCACUCUUCAGGACCGUGGUUCGAAAUUAUGAAGAUAAGCAGUACAAGAAAGGUUUGAAAGCUGCCGACCAGAUUCUGAAAAAGAACCCUAAACAUGGAGAUACUUUGGCCAUGAAAGCUUUGAUUCUAAAUUCUCAAGGGAAAUCCGAUGAAGCGUUUGCGCUUGCGAAAGUGGCUCUCCAAUGCGACUUCAAAUCACACGUCUGUUGGCACGUCUACGGGCUGCUCUAUCGUGCCGCAAAAAACUUCGAAGAAGCUAUCAAAGCAUACAAAUUUGCUCUAAAGCUAGAACCAGACUCGCAGCAGAUCCAGAGAGAUUUGGCGCUUUUACAAGUACAAAUGCGUGAUUAUGCAGGCUAUAUUGUUAGUCGCAAAGCUAUGCUAACUGCUAGAUCUACCAGUCGACAAAGCUGGACUGCUUUAGCUGUGGCAUACCAUCUCAAUGGCGAAUUGGCAGAAGCAGAGAGAACUCUGACCACGUAUGAGGGAACUUUGAAGAAUCCACCCUCCAAACUCGAUUUCGAGAACUCGGAAGCUGUUAUGUACAAAAUUACGUUGAUCGCAGAACAAGGUGAUAUCAAGAGAGCUUUGGAAUGUCUCGAAUCGGAUGGCAAACACAACCUCGACCGGCUAGCUGUUAUGGAGCUGAGGGCAAAAUACUUGUUCGAGCUUGGACGAAAGGAGGAAGCUGUAAAGGCAUAUCGUGCGCUGGUGGACCGCAACCAGGAAUUCAAAACCUACUACGAUUCCUUAAUCCAAGCUAUGGAGAUCGACCCAACCGAUUUGAAGGCUCGCAAAGCUAUUUACGAUGAAUAUGCAGAGAAAUACCCACGAUGUGACGCUGCGCGCCGGUUACCGUUGGAUUUCUUAGAAGGGGAGGAAUUUAAAGAGGCCGCAGACAAGUACAUUCACCGUAUGCUGGAUAAGGGGGUUCCAUCCACAUUCGCAAACCUGAAGCAUCUGUAUGCCGAUGCAUCUAAGAAGGAAGUCUUACCGUCUAUCGUUCAACAGUAUAUCGAGAGUGGGAAAAGUGAAGAAAGUUCGGAACCAAAGAGAAACGGUGAUACAUCCAAGGGCAACUCUUCGGCUUACUACUUCCUCGCACAACAUUACAACUAUUAUUUGAGCCGCGACCUUGACAAGGCUUUGGAGUAUAUUGAGAAAGCUAUCGAAUUAGAACCUAAGAGCGUAGAUUUCCACAUGACAAAGGCGCGUAUAUUUAAGCAUCAAGGAAAUACUCAAAAAGCCUCUGAGAUAAUGGAAGAAGCUCGCAGUCUUGACACCAGGGAUCGUCACAUCAACACCAAGGCUGCCAAGUAUCAACUUAGAAAUGAUGAAAACGAAAACGCCUUGAAGACUAUGGGCAUGUUUACAAGGGCUGAGACUGUGGGUGGACCGCUAGCAGAUCUUCAUGAUAUGCAAUGUGUCUGGUUUUUGACAGAGGAUGGAGAGUCUUAUGCUCGCCAAAAUAAAAUUGGCUUGGCUCUCAAGAGAUUUACGGCAGUCUACAACAUUUUUGAUGUCUGGUAUGAAGAUCAAUUCGAUUUCCAUUCUUUCUUCUUACGUAAGGGUCAAAUUAGAGCCUAUGUAGAUAUGAUGAAGUGGGAAGAUAAAAUCAGAGAACACCCCUUUUAUAGUCGAGCAGCUCUUUCGGCCGUAAAAGUGUAUCUUUCGAUGCAUGAUAAGCCAACAUCAAACGGAGUCAACGGAUCUGCAGAAGAAUCCGAGGCAGAUGCUCUGGAACGCAAGAAGGCAGCAAAGAAGGCGAGAAAGGAAGCAGAGCGUCUGGAAAAAGAAGCUUUGGCAAAGAAAAAUGAACCCAAUAAGCCAGUGAAGGAUCAGGAUGGGGAAGUAAAGAAGAAGGAUGAUGAUCCCAAUGGAGAGAAACUAGCAGAGACCAAGGAACCGCUGGUUGAUGCUAUGAAGUUUUUGAGUCCGUUAUUGCAGUUCAGUCCCAAGAAUAUUGAGGCGCAAAUUCUGGGAUUCGAGGUAUUUGUUCGUAGACAGAAACACCUCCUCGCGCUUAAAUGUCUCAUGGCUGCAUCAGCUAUUGACAAGGAGAAUGAAAGUGUAAAAGAACAGAAGAUUCGCUUCCAGAAGGUCGUGGAAUCGGGACUUGAGGGAACCGAUGCUAAGGUCGUGGAGAUCAUUAAGGAGGAGUUUGCUAAGCUGUGA